AUGCGAAGUCUACCCUGCGGCGUUCCGUGCUUUUCCGCGAGUCUCUGCCUUGCGACCCCUCUAUUUCCAUUGGGGUUGUCGCGCGUGGCGGAUGCCGACGUGGCGGAACCGGCGCGGUCUCGUGGGCCGGCGUCCCGAGAGUGGCGUGAGGCAGCCUUGGACGGCGAGGCAUCGUUCCGGCAGUUUGAGGCAGCAGCCCUGGACGACGAGGACGCACGCGCCGCGCGGUUCCGACAGCUGCGAAUAGCCAACGUGGCGGAUGCCAACGCGGCGGAUGCUAAUGUGGCGGAUGCCAACGUGGUUGAUGCCGACGUGGCAGAGCCAGUCCAGCCCCGGUACCGGUUCCGGUUCCCGUCGUUUGGUGCCAACGUGGUUGGUGGCAACGUGGUUGAUGCCGACGUGGCAGAGCCAGCCCGGCCCCGGUACCGGUUCCGGUUCCCGCAGUGGCGCGUGGCCGAGCUGGAUGACGAAGAGGCGGCGCGCUUCCGGAUGCUGGAGCGAGCCACUGCGGCGGUCAUACCGGGUGGACGGCCCGAGUUCUUAGCGGAAGUCACGAACCGCGUGCGAAUUGAACCGGGUCGUGUACACGGGUUCUUCGAUCGGCGUCACUUCGACCUUUUGACCGGCCUGGCUGAGCACGCCGUGAACCAGGCAGGGCUGCUGGGCGAGCUACCCGCCGUCGGUCGGCUAUCAGUUCCUGACCAGUUCGCACUAGCCCGACGUGCCUUCCAGAUCAUCAUGGGCCCCAGCCGGGCCGACUCGGCGUACGGCUCCUGUCCCAGCAUCCAAGACCUUGACCUAGAAGGCGCUGACCAAGAAGGAUUCGAAGAUGAAGGUUUCGAUGAUGCCAUCGACCCGGCCGACCGCCACUACCCGGCCGACCGCCACUAA
Messenger RNA from Gregarina niphandrodes, 891 nucleotides. RefSeq lists its product as hypothetical. The record is from RefSeq and is a predicted model, not a curated record. NCBI's taxonomy places the organism in Eukaryota, Apicomplexa, Conoidasida, Eugregarinorida, Gregarinidae. The transcript has a single exon. The coding region runs from base 1 to 891 and encodes 296 amino acids.